Molecule: messenger RNA, 378 nt
Organism: Spodoptera frugiperda (fall armyworm)
Lineage: Eukaryota; Metazoa; Arthropoda; Insecta; Lepidoptera; Noctuidae
Gene: RpL38
Product: 60S ribosomal protein L38
Exons: 5
Coding region: 130-342 (70 amino acids)
Biological process (GO): translation; protein-RNA complex assembly
Cellular component (GO): ribosome; cytosolic large ribosomal subunit
Molecular function (GO): structural constituent of ribosome
Source: RefSeq, a predicted model, not a curated record
AUGGCAAGACUAUAACUGUCAGUAAUUGUCAAUGUCAACAGUCACUGUCAUGUCCUCAACUUCAAGAACAAAAUUCUGUAUUUGUUCCCUUUGGUAGUUUGACAGUUCAGUUAGAACGCUGUCUUCAACAUGCCACGUGAAAUUAAAGAUAUCAAGGACUUCCUACUGAAGGCCCGCAGGAAAGAUGCUAAAUCUGUCAAGAUAAAGAAAAACCCAGAGAAUGUCAAGUUCAAGGUGCGAUGCUCACGGUUUCUGUACACACUGGUUAUCACAGACAAAGAGAAGGCAGAGAAACUGAAGCAGAGCUUACCACCAGGUCUCCAGGUUAAGGAAGUGAAGUAAUGUGACUAGAUUAAAAAAUAAAAUAAAUAUACAAAA